AUGGGCGACCGUACAUCUCCAGGACUUGAUGAGUCGUCCGGCGAGCGAGCUACGAAACGCCUCAAGGUAGACGAUUCAUCGGCAUCGCAACCCAGUGGUGCCGAAGCUGCAGCCCCGGCUAUUCCAGACGGCGGUAGUGUCAAUGGAUUGUCGAAGAAGCCUUCCGAACCCGCAGCCCCUGAAUCUGGCGCCCCCGCUGCUGGUGGUGCUGAGAUCACCAUGACCGAUGCACCUCGUGCAUCUGAACAUCUUACCGCUCAGCCUGUUUCUUCCGGGACUGAGGUCGCUCAGACGAAUGCUACUGAGCCUAGUAAAGACGCAAGGGAUCGUGGCGGCGUGGCUCCCGUAAAGGCCGAGUUCUACAGAUACUUAAUCAGACGAGAGCCGCAGGACGUGGGCGUUGAUGACGAUGCUGCGGAAGGGCGGACGCAGGGCAACGCGGGAGACGAACGGAGCCAUGACGCCCGCGACAAGCGAAGCAACCGCGAGAAGAAGCCCAGAGGUCAGAACAAGGAGCGCACCUUUGGCCACUUCGACGACGCCAUCCGCCUAUGCAACACCCGCGCCUUCUCCUCCGAGUUCUCACCGCGCGAGUGCAAGUUCGGCGACCGAUGCAAGAUGUCUCACCAUCUGCGCAAGUACCUCGAGGAAGGACGCCGUGCCGACGUCGAGUGCUUCGGCGGGAAAUGUCCCGUCUUCGAGCAGUGUGGUCGGUGCCCUUCGGGAUGGAAGUGCCGCUUCGUAAGGAGUCACAUGAAGGAGGUCGAGCGCGAGGACGGCCGCAAAGAGCUCGUUCUCCUCGGCGGCGCAACGACCCCGACGGCCGAGGGCGCUGAGCCGGAACCAGGGGACGAGCAGCGACCUGGCGUCGUCAACACGGUCGACAGCGCGACCAAGAUCGACCUCAACCGCAGGCGCGUCGACAUGUCCGAGCUCGACAAGUACAUCACCUGGCUGAACGCCGAGGCGAAAACCACCGACGCCAUCCACCAGCGACGCAAGAAGAACCAGCAGCAGCAGCAGGACGAGUCCUCCGAGCUGCAAGACCUGCGUGCCCAGUACACGGAACCCCCUCUGAAGCCGUCGGAAAAGAGGAAGCUUUACUUUGGCCGCGACACGCCCGUCUUGGCCCCGCUGACGACGCAGGGAAACCUGCCGUUCCGCCGCCUCUGCGUCGACCUCGGCGCGCAAUUGACGUACUCGGAGAUGGCCAUGGGCCUCCCUCUCAUCCAAGGCAACAAGACCGACUGGGCCCUCCUGCGGGCGCACGAGUCCGAAAUCGCGCCGCCGACGCUGGAUGCCAGCCGCAGCAGCAGCGUCGUCCAGGGUUACGACAACUCCCAGGACAUCCGGUUCGGCGCCCAGAUCGCAGCCCACCAGCCCUGGAUCGCCAUCAAAGCGACCGACUGCCUCCGCCGCUUCGUGCCGCACCUCCGCGUCAUCGACCUCAACUGCGGCUGCCCCAUCGACAUGGUGUACAAGAGCGGCGGCGGGUCCGGGCUCCUGGAAGCGCACGGCAAGCUGGAGCGCAUGAUCCGCGGCAUGAACGCCGUGUCGGGCGCGAUCCCCGUCACGGCCAAGAUCCGCAUGGGCAUCAAGACCAACCGGCCCAACGCGACCACCGUGCUCAGCAAGCUGGCCUUCGGCGCCCGCGAGACCCGCGACCGCCUCGGCGCCCCCGGCUGCGCCGCCGUCACCCUCCACGGCCGCAGCCGCGAGCAGCGCUACACGAAGCGCGCCGACUGGGCUUACAUCGCCGAGUGCGCCGCCCUGAUCCGGUCGUACAACGACGAGGCGGGCGCGCUCGCCGACACGGUCCGCGAGCCGGACGCCUCGUCCCUCCCCGCCGCGAAGGGCGGGAAGAUGUUCUUCCUGGGGAACGGCGACUGCUACUCCCACGUCGACUACUUCCGGCACAUCGACGAGGCGCGCGUCGACAGCGUCAUGAUCGGCCGCGGCGCCCUCGUCAAGCCGUGGCUCUUCGAGGAGAUCGAGAAGGGCCAGUACCUCGACAAGUCGGCUUCGGAGAGGCUGACGUACAUUGAGACGUUUGUCCGGUACGGUCUCGAGGCCUGGGGGUCCGAUGAGCUCGGCAUCGGCUUUACGAGGCGGUUCCUGCUCGAGUGGCUCAGUUUCACCCACAGAUACGUCCCUAUUGGUAUUCUGGAGCAUUUGCCGCCUUCGUUGAAUGAUCGGCCUCCUCUUUACCGUGGCCGGAACGACUUGGAGACGUUGCUCGCUAGUAACAACUAUAAGGACUGGAUUAAGAUUACUGAAAUGUUUCUCGGUCCCUGUCAUCCCGGAUUCACGUUCCAGCCCAAACACAAGUCCCACGCUUACGAGGCGGAGGGUUAA
This is a messenger RNA of Sodiomyces alkalinus F11, 2355 nucleotides long. RefSeq names its product dihydrouridine synthase. Bases 1 to 2355 code for a protein of 784 amino acids. NCBI's taxonomy places the organism in Eukaryota, Fungi, Ascomycota, Sordariomycetes, Glomerellales, Plectosphaerellaceae. Gene Ontology annotation, biological process: tRNA processing. The record is from RefSeq and is a predicted model, not a curated record. The transcript is spliced from 3 exons. Gene Ontology annotation, molecular function: flavin adenine dinucleotide binding; tRNA dihydrouridine synthase activity; RNA binding.